AUGGCUUCUCCUUUACGUGGCUUUAGAAACCCACUACCAUGGUUUGCUAGUACUCUUGCUCCAUUGCUGAUUUCUGCUGGUUUUUUGGGGUUUGGGUUCUCUUCUUUGCUCCUUAUAUCUACAGUAUGGGUCCUGCCUUUCGUUUACUUCACAUUCUCAAAGCACAGACCAGUGGUGGAAGCUGAGAGCCAAGAAGUUUUCGGGUCCGACCAAGCAAGCUCAACGCAAAUGGAAGAUGUUGUGUCAAAACUUGAGCCAGCUGAGAGUGAAACUCAAACACAAAAGAGAGAAGCCCAAGAAAGUGCGAGCGAGAUUUAUGAACAGUACGCGCUAUCAGAGAGUGAAUGCCUCUAUCACUUAUCGACUAGUGAGGGAUCGGAAGUUGAGUGGCCGUUCCGAGAAGAUGUGGAUCAGAUCAGCUUAGAUUACUCCGACGGUUCAAUUUCUGACGAGGAAAGCCUCAUUGAAAUUGCUCUUCCAAGUGGGCAGUAUGUUGGUCAUAACGAAGAGAAGACAAAGGAUAACAAGCAGCAGAUCAAGGUGUCAGAUUUCUCUCAGGAAUCCAUUUUUCAGCCACAUACAUAUUGUCUGAUGGAGCUCCUAUCAGAGAUAAAUAAUGAGAUGAACGAGGAAGAUAAUAUGAUCGAGAUCGACAUAUCCAUGGGCUCCAUAAAGUGUUCAAGGUUUGAGAUUGAAGCUUGA
Molecule: messenger RNA, 702 nt
Organism: Juglans microcarpa x Juglans regia
Lineage: Eukaryota; Viridiplantae; Streptophyta; Magnoliopsida; Fagales; Juglandaceae
Exons: 1
Coding region: 1-702 (233 amino acids)
Source: RefSeq, a predicted model, not a curated record